AUGUCGCUCUGCAGACCCACGAUGCAAUCCCCAGUGACAUCAUCCGCCUUCCUUCGCUGCGUGAAGCAGCCUUCCAGCAUGCGCCUGGCGCCGAAUUACCGUCUCUUCUCUUCAUAUGGAAACGCUCACCGGUCAUCGAAGCGCGACAUGCAGACAGCUACGGCAUACCGACCUCAUACUCUACCUUCUCACUUCCCGAUUCCACCAAGCCCCGGGCCAAAAGAUUCGUCUGUUGCCGCUGAUUUCCUGUUUCCUCGCGAACCUGCGCAGCGCCGCCCAGAAACACAAACCGCCGAGCCAAAGACCAAUUCCAGUCAAGUAGAGACCCAAAAGUCGAAGCCCACUGAAUCCACACCCGCCACUGCGAAGCCCACCGAGAAACCUCGCAGGAAGCUCCGUCCUCGCAAGGCGGCCAUGAAACUGACGCCUAUUGCCAUUGAACAACUUCGAAGAUUGUUAUCACAGCCUGAGCCGAAGUUAAUCCGAGUUGGCGUCAAGAACCGCGGUUGUUCCGGUCUUGCCUAUCACCUGGAGUACGUGGAGAAGCCGGGCACAUUUGAUGAAGUUGUCGAGCAAGAUGGAGUUAAGGUCUUGAUCGACAGUAAAGCCCUGUUCAGCAUCAUCGGUAGUGAGAUGGACUGGCAAGAGGAUAAGCUUAGCGCGAGAUUUGUGUUCCGCAACCCUAACAUCAAGGAAGAAUGUGGCUGUGGUGAAUCCUUCAUGGUUUAG
Aspergillus mulundensis is the source of this 729-nucleotide messenger RNA. RefSeq names its product Fe-binding Fe/S cluster assembly protein ISA1 (gene isa1). Bases 1 to 729 code for a protein of 242 amino acids. Gene Ontology annotation, cellular component: cytoplasm; mitochondrion. The transcript is spliced from 2 exons. NCBI's taxonomy places the organism in Eukaryota, Fungi, Ascomycota, Eurotiomycetes, Eurotiales, Aspergillaceae. Gene Ontology annotation, molecular function: 2 iron, 2 sulfur cluster binding. The record is from RefSeq and is a predicted model, not a curated record. Gene Ontology annotation, biological process: iron-sulfur cluster assembly.